AUGUUCUCAAUAUUACUUCAAAUUAUAUUAUGUUUGUGUCCGAUUUUGAUCGACUGUAAUACAAGUUCAACGUUUCCACCAUUAUUUGAAUCAUUGGUUUCGUACUUAGAAGAGACUUUAGAAUGGGAGUCAAAAGAAAGUACCAUCAGGACAAACGUUCUUCCAGAAUACGACUUUAUUGUGGUUGGAGCUGGAAGCGCGGGAUCGGUGGUAGCUAGCAGAUUAUCCGAGAUCGAUAAUUGGCAGGUAUUGCUAAUCGAAGCUGGAGAAAAGGCUUUACAUAUUAUGGAUAUACCGUUAUUAGCUCCAUAUUUUCAAGAAUCGUCAAUCAACUGGAAAUACAGAACAGUGCCAAACAAUAAUUCGUGCUUAGGUUAUGAAGGUAAACGGUGUAAAUUCCCGAGAGGAAAAGUUAUGGGCGGAAGCAGUGUAUUGAACUAUAUGAUAUAUACACGUGGUAAUAAAAAAGAUUACGACAAUUGGGCAAAAAUGGGUAACACAGGGUGGAGCUAUGAUGAAGUUCUUAAGUAUUUCAUUAAAUCAGAAAAUGCAAACUUAUCACAUUCUGAUAUGGAUUAUCACGGAAAACAUGGGUUACUGUCAGUGACUGACAUUCCAUACCGAACGCCUAUAGCAAGAGCUUUUGUGGACGCAGGAUCAAAAAUUGGACUACCUGUAAUUGAUGUUAAUGGCAAAAAUCAAAUUGGAAUUAAUUAUAUACAGGCUACUAUGAAAGGCGGUCGUCGUUGCAGUACAAAUACAGCUUUUCUUUUCCCGGCCAAAGGUAGAUCAAAUUUACACGUAAAAAAAAGAAGCAUGGUAACACGAAUACUAAUAAAUAACGUAACAAAAAAAGCCAUAGGGGUGGAAUUUGUUUCUAAUCGAAAAAUAUAUAAAGUAUUCGUACGGAAAGAGGUAAUUAUUUCCGGGGGUACUAUAAAUUCUCCACAGUUAUUGAUGUUAUCAGGGAUCGGCCCAAAAGAACAUUUAGAACAUCAUAAAAUCUCAUUAGUGGAAAAUUUACCAGUCGGUGAAAAUUUAAUGGAUCACGUGGCAUUGGGAAGUUUAUCUAUUACAAUUAAUGAAUCAAUUUCAUUGUCGACAGAUAGAAUUAUAAAUAAUCCUAAUAACAUAAACGAUUAUUUAGUACAUUAUAAUGGUCCUUUUACAAUACCAGGGGGCGCAGAAGCCUUAGCUUUUAUUGAUUCAAACCAAAAUUCUUCUACAGACGGAUAUCCAGAUCUAGAAUUGUUACUAACAUCAGGAAAAUAUUCAUCUUCUGAAAUUUUGUACAAAGUAUUUGGUUUUAAUACAGAUAUUUAUAACAAAGUUUAUAAGCCCACCGAAAAAAUGGAUGGAUUUGUGAUAUUUCCAAUGAUUAUGCGACCAAAAAGUAAAGGUCGUAUAUGGCUGCGAGAUGCAAACCCAUUUCACUACCCAUUAAUUGAUCCAAAUUACUUUGCUAAUGAAAAAGAUUUGGACGUAGCUGUUGCCGGAGUAAGAAUUGUUCAAAAAAUGCUAAAAACUGACGCGAUGCAGAAACUCGACGCUAAAAUACUCAGUACUCCACUACCUGGAUGUGUUCAACACACGUUUGAUUCCGACGAGUAUUGGAAAUGUACUGCUCGCUACAUAACUUUUACUAUUUAUCAUUUGUCAGGUACAUGCAAAAUGGGACCAAAAGAAGAUCGUUCAACAGUGGUGGAUCCAAGACUACGAGUACAUGGAAUAAAUAAUUUAAGGGUUAUUGAUGCAUCAGUUAUACCGGAAAUUCCAGUAGCACAUACCAAUGGUCCAACGAUUAUGAUAGGAGAAAAAGGUGCUGACAUGAUUAAGGAAGAUUGGGGCAUUAAAAUAAUUUAAUGAUAUAAUUUAUAACUUAUAAAAUAUAAUACUUAACACAGAUUCAA
Sipha flava (yellow sugarcane aphid) is the source of this 1910-nucleotide messenger RNA. Its product is annotated as glucose dehydrogenase [FAD, quinone]-like. The record is from RefSeq and is a predicted model, not a curated record. The transcript has 5 exons. Bases 1 to 1863 code for a protein of 620 amino acids. Gene Ontology annotation, molecular function: oxidoreductase activity, acting on CH-OH group of donors; flavin adenine dinucleotide binding. Lineage: Eukaryota; Metazoa; Arthropoda; Insecta; Hemiptera; Aphididae.